AUGGACUAUUAUUAUGAAAAAAUUCAUUUAUGUUCACAAGCUGAUUCAAAUAUGAGUUCGUCAAUGAUAAUUCAUUAUUUAACCAAAGGACUAAAACAAUCAUUAGUUGCUCAUGUUAUUCGUCGACAUCCAUCUACACCUGCUGAGUUUCUUGCUGUUGCACAAGACGAAGAAAAGAUACAAAUUACAUUAAACGGUUUAUCACGUGCUUCAACAACUCCAGUUGAUAAUUAUUUAAAUUAUGAUGAUUCUAUUGAUGAAAUGGUUACACUUGUAAAAAGAUCAACUAAUAUAAAUGCACAUUUAUCUAAUCAACAACAACAUACAUCAUUUCCACCACCACUUAUGAAUUCAACAUCUGUUCCCAACUACACGUCAUCUUCCAAUCGUCGUUAUUAUCAUCAAUAUCCUUCUUCAUCAUUUGCUUCACGUCAAUGUUAUGAAUGUUAUCAAUUUGGACAUAUUGCCAGAUAUUGUCCCAACCGAAAAAACAUUUAA
Molecule: messenger RNA, 498 nt
Organism: Rotaria sp. Silwood2
Lineage: Eukaryota; Metazoa; Rotifera; Eurotatoria; Philodinida; Philodinidae
Source: the annotation of a GenBank genome assembly